Molecule: messenger RNA, 1290 nt
Organism: Chlamydomonas reinhardtii
Lineage: Eukaryota; Viridiplantae; Chlorophyta; Chlorophyceae; Chlamydomonadales; Chlamydomonadaceae
Exons: 2
Coding region: 415-579 (54 amino acids)
Source: RefSeq, a predicted model, not a curated record
CACCUCGCUAGCAUCGCUUAGCAUCGCAAAAUCGCAUCGCUUCGCAUCCCUGUUACCGAUGUUACGAACCCCGAACGAGCUCCUAACAGCCUCUCCUCCUGUUCUGAAAUACGCAGGGCAAGAAGCUGGAGAACAUCGUGCACGUGUGGUGCCCUUUCGGGCCUGCCCACUUCGCCAUCUGGCCAAGCGGCCGCUCCCGCGCUUCGACCAAUGUGGACUUCCUGGUAAACCACUAUUAUCAGGUCACGGGCCCGGCGGGUGCGCCACUCGCCCACAUGCUGCUGAAGUGGACGCCCAGUUCAGCAACAUGCGUCUACGCCCAGUUCGCAGCGGCAAGGAGACGGCGCCCAGCUGGAGGGCCUGCGCCGCGAGCGCCUGAAGCAGACCAACCCGGUCUACUACGCGGGACGCGCCAUGCACCGGGGGUGUUGGAAGUGGAUCACCAUCGAGCAGACGGUCGCGCAGCCCAGCGGGUCGGUCGUGGUGCGGUGCAAGCACUGCCAGACGGCCCGGGUCAGCAUUCAGGAGUGGGGCCUGAAGAAGGUGAAGGAGGUGAUUGACCUGUGUGACAGUGAGUAGCGUGCCGGUAUCAUACUUGAAGCGUCGGGGGGCGGUGUUGCAGGGUUUAUGGUUGCAGCGCAUUGCGGGAGUAGCCUGGCGGGCCUUAUAGAGGAAUGGCAAGCGGAUGUCCGGCCCUGGCCGGGACGGCCAUGUGUUUGCCCCCACGGGCUGGGGAUUGCAGCGCGGCGUGGCGUGGUGAGGCUGAUGUCGUGCGUAGUGUGAACGUGCACGUUUGUGUGUUGGUUGGUCGUGUGAGCCCAGAAGCUGUAGAGGGAUAGACUAGCAGGAGCGAGAGACAUGAGACUACUAGGGUCCAGACCAUCGCAAGCCGCACGCCAGGGACUGCAUCCCAUACCGGUCUGCACGUGAGUGCGAUUGCUCGUGAGGUGAAUGAAUGCUGCUACCGGUGUGGCGCAAGCGCCAGUGGGCAGCGGACGGUGUGAAGAAGUUGCACGCUGCAUGAAGAAUGCUGGAAUGAGUUAAAUGGGGCCAGUGCCCCCCGUGGUCCCGGUGCCUGUGAUGCAUUUCGUUGGCUGCGUUGUUCAAGUUUUAUUGAGGCCUGAAAGGUGAUGGUUGCCAUUGAGGGAUGAGGUGCUUGCCUCAAGUCCUCCUGUAGGAGUGCGACAGUUUAGGUGCUCCUUGGCGACUCGGAGGGUAUUGGCAGGGGGCCCUGGACCUUCCAAGUGCUUUGUGUGGGCCUGUCACCUGAACUUGUAAUGCGUCACUGGG